This is a messenger RNA of Leguminivora glycinivorella, 1122 nucleotides long. RefSeq lists its product as uncharacterized. Gene Ontology annotation, cellular component: membrane. Gene Ontology annotation, molecular function: phosphatidylinositol bisphosphate binding. Bases 37 to 975 code for a protein of 312 amino acids. The record is from RefSeq and is a predicted model, not a curated record. Lineage: Eukaryota; Metazoa; Arthropoda; Insecta; Lepidoptera; Tortricidae. The transcript has 6 exons.
GUCAAAUCCUAAGUCAAAUUCUUAAGUCAAGUUGACAUGGAAAUUAUUCCUUCAAAUCCUGUGCUUGAAUUUAAUGCUAACCAAUUACAGGAAGUUAGAACAAUAAAUGUUUAUGAAGAUGCAAAACAAAUGAAUCAAGCCAUAGAUGCGUUUGAAGAUUGGAUUAAGAAGCAGAAUCAUUUUGCUGUCAAACAAUAUGAUCGAGGGUAUCUAGAACGCAUGAUUAUUACUAACAAGGGGUCUAUAGAAAGAGCCAAGCAGCGUCUGGACAGAAUCUGCACUCUACGGAACCUUAUGCCGGAAUUUAUGUGCAACAUUGACAUUUUGAAUGAUUUUAACAAUUUACAUAAAAUUUUACAAAUCGGAGUUCUCCCAAAACCAACAAAGGACAACUACAGAAUCACAUAUGAAUCGUUCAUUAAAUCUGACGAAAGUUAUAAUGUAACGGAUACAUUCAAAUAUACAUAUCUGAUGUUCCAGUACAGUCUCUGCAAUGACUAUUACGCAGGAAUUGAAUGCAUCGUCGAUUUGAGAGAGUAUAGCUUCAGUAUGUUGAGCACGAUAAGUUUUACUGACUUUCACAAAGGAAUAACGAUGCUGUUGCAAACUUUUGGAAGCAGAUGUAGAUCAAUCCACAUUAUAUCCUCCAACAAAAUCUUAGACGGAGUUAUGUUGCUAUUUCGGAAGUGUUUAAGCGAUAAGAUGAACAAGAGGAUACACAUACAUCAUUCUCAUGAUACACUCUCCCAAUUUUUUGACAAAUCUGUACUGCCAGUAGAAAUUGGUGGAGAAUAUAAGAAGAGUCUAAAGGAGAUAUGUGAUGAAUACUUCAAGGAACUCUGCUCAGAAUCGAACCUAGCGCGGAUGAAAGAUUUCGACGCAGCUGUCACCAUUGAAUCACAGAGAAUAAAGGCUUCGUUCAAUGAAGAGUAUUCCGGCAUGCCAGGGUCCUUCAAAAGUUUGUGCGUAGACUAAAUACCAUAGUUUCAAGAUUGAGUUGCCAUGCCAUUGUAGAAGUCGACUGUGGGAUAUGGGUUUUACUACCUGUCACUUCAAAAUCACUAUUUCUUUUUCAGUCCUAUAAUUGCUAAAAGUGGCACUGUAUCUUGAGCAGUGUCAAGU